This is a messenger RNA of Cylindrotheca closterium, 1230 nucleotides long. NCBI's taxonomy places the organism in Eukaryota, Bacillariophyta, Bacillariophyceae, Bacillariales, Bacillariaceae. The record is from the annotation of a GenBank genome assembly.
AUGCUAAGACGAUCCAUUCAGUGCUUGUUGGUAUUCCUGAUCAUUUCUGAAUCUUGCAGUGGGCUAGCAAAAGAAAACUCCUCCCGGAACUUUGACAAGCUGGAUCAAUAUCGACAAGCUUGUCUUACCAAAAUGUCAGCUUCCUCAUCCGAUAGAGUCAAUGGGCUUCCUGAGGAGAACCCAACAAACAGAUCGGCACAAGCAGGGCGACUGGAAGAAUUAAAGCAACAGGAAGCAGAACUAUCACGCAAAUUAGCAGCCAUUCGAAUGGAAAAGCUCGCCGAACUCCAAUCAAAACCUUUGACGAUUGGAGUCAUUGGUUUUGGACGAUUUGGUCAAUUCAUUGCACGCACCUUUGCCAAGCACGGCAACAUCGUGGUUACAUCACGAAGUGACUACACAGAUAUUGCUGAUGAAAUGGGGGUCACCUAUGUGCCCCUUUCAGACCCAGAUGCCUUUUUGGACCAGGACUUGGAUGUCAUUAUUCUAGCAGUGUCGAUUCUCAGUUUUGAAGGCACCAUCAAGAGUUUGGCACCAUCGCUUCAGAAAUACAUUCAAAAGAACAACAGGGGACCACUGCUUGUGGAUGUGCUCAGUGUGAAGGAGCAUCCACGCGAAGUCUUGUUGCAGCAUUUGCCAGAAGCUUGUGAUAUUCUAUGUUCGCAUCCUAUGUUUGGUCCCGACUCUGGAAAGAAUGGUUGGCAUGGAUUGACCUAUGUCUACGAAAAGACUCGCGUCGACAAGGUCGUCUUUCAUCCCGACUCGUCCCUCUCCGUUGUAGAUAGUAAUACCUUUGUAGACUCUUCUGGAGCCUACCACUCGGUUCACGAAUCCAGCGAGUCCCAUGUCGAAGCCAUUGACCGUAUUGAACGAUUUUUGAGUAUUUGGGAAGAAGAGGGUUGUCGAAUGGUCCCGAUGAGUUGCCAGGCCCAUGACGCUUAUGCGGCCAACUCGCAGUUCAUUACACAUCUCAUGGGGCGUAUUCUCGGUGCCCAAGGAUUGCAAAUGACACCCAUUGAUACCAAGGGAUUCGAAUCCGUCUUGACUCUGGUCAAGUCCACAACUGCCGAUUCUUUUGAUUUGUUCUACGGUUUGUACAAAUACAAUCAAAACAGUGUGAAGACCAUCCAACAACUCAAGGCUGCCAUGGAAGAUGUUGAAGAGAAUCUUCGACGCAUGGAACAAGAUGAGCUACAAAAGCAAUUGCAACAAGAAUCAAGAAUAUCCUGA